Molecule: messenger RNA, 1552 nt
Organism: Drosophila ficusphila
Lineage: Eukaryota; Metazoa; Arthropoda; Insecta; Diptera; Drosophilidae
Product: serine/threonine-protein phosphatase 2A activator
Exons: 1
Coding region: 90-1358 (422 amino acids)
Biological process (GO): mitotic spindle organization
Cellular component (GO): cytoplasm; nucleus; protein phosphatase type 2A complex
Molecular function (GO): protein tyrosine phosphatase activator activity; peptidyl-prolyl cis-trans isomerase activity
Source: RefSeq, a predicted model, not a curated record
UGUCGAUUGAUUCGAAGGCAUAUAACUCUUACCCGUUUCCACAUCCAAAAAGUACAUAAAAAGUACAUAACAGUCGUCCCAGAUCCAUAAUGAGCAACAAGCCGGGGUGCGAAGUGACCGAUCCCAGCAACGAGGUGCUCCGCUCGUCGGCCUUCCUCCAGAAUGGUCCCGUGAAGGAGGUGCGCAGCCUGGAGGACCUGGACCGCUGGGUCCGCUCGCAGGCGUACCACGACACGAUUGCCUACAUCAACAACACGAGCAAGGCGAUCCAGGGCCACCGGUCGACGCACAGCUUCCCCGUCACGGAGCAGAUGCGGCGCCUGUGCGAGAUCUUCGACGGAUUGGAGCACCUGCUGGCGGAGCACACGCCCAAGCUGGAGGGAUCGGCCGUGACGGUGCCGGCGGCCGAGGUGAAGAGUCGAUCCUACCGCGCCUGGAUGCAGCACAUGUUCCAGCACGUGUUCAGCAAGCUGGACCAGGCGGUCCGGGCCAAGUGCAAGCACAUCAACGAGCUGGGCCAAUACCUGCGCCGGUCCUUCGGGAACGCCACCAGCCUGGACUUCGGUCCGGCCAACGAGCUCAUGUUCCUCUUCUUCCUCUGCGGCCUCUUCCGGGCCGGCAUCCUGAUGGCCACGGACACGGUGGCCGCCGCCCUGAUGCUCUUCGCCCGCUACAUCCACCUGGUGCGCCGGCUGGUCACCACCUAUGCCCUGCCCAUUGCCCGGGACCCCAAGUGCUCCAUCGAUGACUACUACUUCCUGCCGUAUCUCUGGGGAGCCGCCCAGCUCUCGGUGGAGGCCCCCUUCACGCCGAUGCAGUGCGAGCAGGGCAAGCUGAUCGAGUGCCACCGGCAGGACUACAUGAUCGUGGAUCUGAUCGAUCACCUGCAGAAGUCGCGCGGCGGCCCCUUGAGCCAGGUGGCCUUCCAGCUGUGGAGCAUCCUUUCGAUUCCCACCUGGCCGCAGGUGUACCGUGGCCUGGAGCGGAACUACGUGGACCACGUGCUCUCCUCCUUCAAAACCGUAGAGCAUGCCAUCUUCUGUGAGCUGAUGUCCUUCGAUGCGGUGUCGCAACAAAGUCAGUUGGAGCGGGCCUUCCUGGGCACCAGGAGUGUGGAGGGAGACGAUGUGGAACUGUUGCCGCCAGUCAGCAGAUACGUGGGCAUGCAAACGGAAUCCGUUCUCGGAUUCGAGGAGGACACGCCCAAGGAGGCCAAGUCGGAUGACAGCGAGGGCGAUCGCCUCUGGAUGCUGCGGCAGAUGGUCGAGGACAACGAUCCCAACUCCACUCCGUUUAUCCCCGGUCAGCCAGUUGGCCAGAAUGACUCCGUCACAUCGUUUCUCACCGAAGGUCCCUAAAAUGCCUCGCCAGUAAUACAAAAAUUAGAAAAGGAACCUGAAUCCAAAAACGAAACCGAAAGGAUGAAAACCGAUUGGCAUUUGUACAAGAUUUUUUUACCCGGUAAUAAUUCUCGAAUGGGUGUAUACUUCAAAGUAUUUUAACUAGCGAAAAAACGCCUUCCAAAACAUAAAAUCCUAUUAAUAUCUGUAAA